AUGGUGGCGGUUGAGGAUGACCACCUCACAGCCCGCCUUGGCAAGAUGUACAUGGUGCCCAGCAAGGAAGUGGUUACGACUUCUGAAGCUGCUGACAAGCACCUCAGGGCUUUCGAGCAGGGCUGCGAGGAGUGGAUGUCAUAUCACGCCCAGCCCCACAGUGAGGAGGAUCUGGAAGCUUUCGAGCAGUUUGUUCUGGCGCUGCUUUCGGGCCCGGAGUUCAAAUCAGAGAAAGAGUACGAGAGCCGCAUCCAGGCGGUUCGGCGGCAGUUUAAGACCACGCUGUCUAAGCCGCAGAUAGUCCGGGCCUACUACAGGCUACGAGAUGCCGGGCGCAUCGAGCGAAACCCCUUCUUCGAAAAAGCUACGACGAAGAAAGCUGUGCGCUCGAACUCUGGGGUGGUGGUCAUUACGAUAGUUACGGCUCCCGGCAGGUUUUCAUGUCCCAACGACUGCUACUACUGCCCUGACGAGCCCGGCCAGCCUAGGUCCUACUUGAGCACAGAACCUGCGGUUGCGAGAGCUAAUCAGAACGAGUUCUGCCCGGUGCGACAGUUCUAUGAUAGGGCCGGCACUCUUGCGAAGCAGGGUCACACGGUGGACAAGGUGGAGAUUAUCGUGCUUGGGGGCACCUGGUCGCACUAUCCCAGAGACUACCAGGAGGAGUUCUGCAGAGAUCUUUUCUAUGCUGCCAACACCUUUGACGAGCAGUUAAGCCAGCUGGGCGAGAAAGGGGAGAACGCAGCCAGGAUCCGAGAGCGUCGGCCUUUGCUCGAAGAGCAGCACAUCAACGAGAGGGCCGUCACAAAGAUCAUCGGCCUUACCUUGGAAACCCGGCCGGACCAUAUCACCCCGGCGGAAGUUCGCCGCUUGAGGCGCUAUGGUUGCACACGGGUUCAGAUCGGCGUGCAGCACACUGACGACGCGAUCCUCGCGUACAUCAAUCGAGGGCAUGACCGAGCCGCAGCAGUCCGGGCCACUCGCUUGCUGAAGACUUGCGGUUUCAAGGUGGAUAUCCACCUCAUGCCGGAUCUUCCCGGCUCCGACACGGAGAAGGAUUGGGCCAUGUUCCAGGAUGUGCUGCAUGGAGAGGAUCUCCAGGCAGAUCACUGGAAAAUCUAUCCUUGCGAAGUCACUCCGUUCACACGGAUUGAGACUUGGUACAAGGAAGGGAAGUACGUUCCCUACACGCAGAAAGAUCCGCGGCUGCUCACAGAGCUGUUGGCCAGGGUCAAGGCACAGGUGCACCCCUGGAUCCGGCUGAAUCGAGUGAUCAGAGACAUUCCGGAGGUGUCGAUCGUUGCCGGGAACUCGAUCACGAACCUCCGGCAGGCCAUUUUCGAGGUGCUCAAGUCGCGCGGCCAGUGUUGCCGAUGCAUCCGCUGCCGAGAGGUACGAGACUGGCCAGAGACCACAGAUGGCCUCCGACUUCGCGUUCGCGAGUAUCGAUCUUCCAGCGGCACAGAGUUCUUCAUCUCCAUCGAGGGCGGCCAUCGGGGCUUCGGCGGCGGCGCCACGCAGCGAGCCCUGGCAGGUGGCCAGAAGGCCACCAAGAAGGAGCGCAAGGAGAAGAAGUCUGCACUUCGCGACGCGAAUGCUCAGGCCGAGAUGAAGGCCGCGGCGAAGGCGGCCUCAGCCGCCGGCGGCACUCGUGAGGAGCGAAAGAAGGCUGCAGCUGCCGCGCUUGCUGCAGCUGCGACGCCGAAGCCAACCGCGGUCGAAGUCGAUCAGGAUGCCGACGAAGAGAACACCACACUCUACGGCCUCCUGCGUCUGCGCUUCAACGACGACCCGCGAGCACCAAGUCCGGUCUUCCAGGAAUUAGGCGGCUGUGCCUUGAUCCGUGAGCUGCACGUCUACGGCACGCUCGUCGCAGCGGGGCGCGAAGAGUCUACGCGCAGCUUAAGCGACGACCGGCCGCAGCACAUAGGAAUCGGAAGGACGCUCAUGGGCACCGCCGAGCUCAUAGCUGCAGCUCAUGGCUACCAGAAGAUCUCAGUGAUUGCUGGAGUGGGUGUGCGCAAUUACUACCGGAAGCUGGGCUACCGCCUUCGAGGCGACGGGCAGUACCUGAUCAAGGAGCUGCCUCCUUGUCCGGACUCCGAUCGGGGUCGGAAGCCUCAGGACUUCGAAGCGUCCUUCUUGAAGGCGGCCAUGAGGCUGGAGAAGCGCAGCUCAUGGAGCCCUUCCAGAGGCCGGAGCCAGGUUUGGGUUCAAAGGCGGCUCCUGGGAUCGCUACUUGGAGGAUCAUGGGACUUAGUAUGGUUAUAG
This is a messenger RNA of Symbiodinium sp. CCMP2592, 2271 nucleotides long. The record is from the annotation of a GenBank genome assembly. Lineage: Eukaryota; Dinophyceae; Suessiales; Symbiodiniaceae.